Messenger RNA from Tyto alba (common barn owl), 3761 nucleotides. RefSeq names its product UPF0500 protein C1orf216 homolog. NCBI's taxonomy places the organism in Eukaryota, Metazoa, Chordata, Aves, Strigiformes, Tytonidae. The record is from RefSeq and is a predicted model, not a curated record. The transcript has 2 exons. The coding region runs from base 82 to 885 and encodes 267 amino acids.
ACAUGAUACACAGACACAAUGCACUGUAACUCUUUUCCUUUCCCCCAGUAACCUCGAAAGUUUCUGUAGCUCAUGCAAUAAAUGGCUGAGACAGUAGGUGUAAUGCCAAGAGAGGAAGAGGAGCGCCAAAAUAACAGGGAUGAUGAAGACCCGUUUCCGAAUUGUGAUGCUGUAACAGCAUCCCUCGGUUGCUCUGCCAGCCCUUCGUUAGCCAACCUUAAUGAAGACAAGAGAAGCUCAGCGGUGCCAGAAAGACUGUCCACCCUCUCCAGCAAGGCCGUGGCCCUGGCAAAAGCUGUGACUGGCCCUGAGAUGCUCAGUGGUGGCCAGGCACAGAGGAGAGCCCCUGGGCUGGCUGAGCAUCAUCCCACAGCUGUAAAUGCAUCGCUGGGUGGCUCGUCGUACCCCAUGGCGGUCAGUAACCUGCAGCCUGUGGGCAUUGCCUCCCUGUGCUCCAAAAGCCCCUGCUGCAAUAGCGACCUGAAUUUGGAGGUGCUGCAGGUCCCAAGAGUGCCCAGUGGGGCCAAGGAGCCCCCGCAGACUGUCACUGCCCUGCCCGGGACCGACCCCGGGGGCUGCCACGUGCAGCAGGCAGGGAGCGGUGCCAAGGGUGAUACUGCCCCUUGUAGUCUGGGACGGGUGAGUUGGAUGAAGACCGCAAAAGUAAUGGAGACCUUAGAAAAUAAGAAAAAGGAGGAAAAGGAGAAGUACCGGCUCCAGCUAGCUAUGUACAGACGGCUUCUGCUGUUGCGCUCAAUCAGGAGUUUGCAUAAGCAGCUGGAGCAGCAGCAGGCCAGAUUGCAGGAAUGCUACGGCACUGUAAUAAAUACCAAGAAAGAAGUGUUGAAACACAUUCGCUCAACCUCGCCCUCACCUUCGCCAUAAUCAUGUUGCUGCAUGCAGAAAUGAGCUUUGUAAUGCCACCGGAGCUGUCGGUAAGCUUGCAUGCCGUAGGGGUGGUGUCCUUAUACCCAAAAGAACAUGCCCACGUGAGCCGAGAGCAGAGAGGAAACAGCAGCAGCAGCAAAGCAAGAAGAAAGGGGAAGGUAAAGUGUUGGCUCCUGAACUUAUCUGGAAGAAACCAGAGCAAGAUUGUACCUGUGCAGGAAGCCGCCUCCUGAAGUGCUCUCAAAGCCUCAAGCUGAAAUAGGAUUUUUGGCAUAUAGGUUUGUAAAAAUAAAUAAAUGCCCCCCCACACCCCCCCAGCAACCGGGAACCUAGUCUGACACCUGAUCUGCAAAGAUCAUCAGAUGCAAGAGUUGCUGCCUGCUGAAUAUGUGAUAUGGCACAACUCCCUUCUACUUUCAGCACUAACAAAACUUGAGCAGAAAUAGGGUUCAUUUGUCUGCAGGAAUACCUUAAAUCUAGAAAGCCAGGAUGUUUGAAACGCUUAAGCUCAGGCUUGAUUAUACCUACCUAGCUGCCUGUUUUUCACAGAACUGCUAUGGCCAUUGUACAUUUGUGACCUCUACCCUCCUAUAAAAUGUAUUCAGGUUUACCAGAAAUUGUUGUGGGAAGGUAGGACAGUCGAACACAUGCACAGGGAGACAGUGCAACUGCCUAAGCCUUAUUUCCUUAGGAAAGCAAGCUAAAAAGAAAGGCCUUGUAAUCUGGUGUUACAUUGGAAACCCAGACUGGCAGUGCCGGGGAAUGUUUGAGGUCUGCACAAUUAUUAAUCUGCUGCUAACUCCCAGUGGCACUAGUGUCUGCAAAUUGAGCAUAUUUUGUGCCUUACUGCUGUCAUUUAAUGGAAGUUGGUGACAAUUAGCACUUUUUAUCCAGGUGUAUUAGACAUGUGGAAAACCCUAGAGCACUGUUUCUCCAAUUGCAAGGUUAGGAUGCCUGCAGGGAAUUUGAUGUCAGUAUGCAACAAACACACAGGGAAAAUGAAAGCAAAAAGAUGCAACUUUUUUUUGUGCGCACUUAAAAGACAAUGUUAGUCCCUAUUAUAGAACAGUAAAUUGAAUAGCUGAAUGCACUGGUUUAGGAUCUGAAGCAAAAAAAAAAAAAAUAAUCAAGAAGAAAAGAUACUGAAAAGCUUAAUUUUCUAGGAUUUAAAGUGACAUGGAAAAAUAUCAUUUUUUUCAGAUAUUUAUUUCUGAUAGCGCCACCUUCCCUUUUCCCCUGUUGUUUUGUUGUAAAUGUUUAGGUAGAUGGACAAUCAAACAGGUUUUUGGUGUGUUUUUUCUGCAUGAAAAGGCAAGUCAUUUCUUUCUGAGAAUAAUGUACAAUGUAUAGGAAAGUUCAUCCUCAGCUUUUUUGUGUGUGUAUAGAGAGAAGGUGUGUGCAUGUGUAUGUAUUCACACACAUACUCCUGUAUACAACAGGUUAUGAAAAGCUGGUGGUGCUUUUUCUGUAGCAGAAGCAGGAAUAAUAUCUCAAAAUAAUCCCUGCUGUCUGUGAGGAGUUUGGUUGAUUAGAUUCACAUGCACACAUCUGUGAGUAAGGUAUUGAAGUAAUUCAACAAUUGAAGUGCAGCACAACAUUUUCAUUAUUCCGUCUUUGUAUUUCUAUGCACCCAAAAUUAUGGAAGCCCCCUGGGUACGCACAACCUUAGAUAGGCUCAUUCAUCUCCUUGGGCCCUGGUGUAGCCUCUCAGGCAGCACGAGCCUGUAACUUUGAAUGCAGAACUACCACAGAAACAUCCUUGGCAUCAAGGAGAUAUGUGAAGAAGCAUCCUCUACUGCCUCGUUUGGGGGAUUCGGGUUGCCAGGGGCCCCUAGCAGGCUGCAGAAGGGAGCUGGGGAUCGCGUGUGACCAAGAGACAGUACUCCCCACUCUGGUCCCAUCCAGCUCUCUGCUCAGCCGUGGGAAAGCUGUUCUCUGUCAGUAAUGCAGGUUUCCCAAAGAACGCCUAAAUGCUAAACUCACCUCAAAGGUAGCCAGUUCUGUCUUAAUAUGCCUCCCAAGAAGGAAGGAUGAUCAUGCCCAAUAGGGCUAUGCAAAGAUUUUUUUUUUUUCUUAUUUUUUUUUGUACUUCAUGAACUAGAAAAGCCUUUUUGUCAUUGGUUAAGAGGGAGAGUAAGUGUUCUGCUAAAUCAAAUGCAGGCAAACCACUACUAUGUCAUCUCUCUUGAGGAAACAAGUGUUGAAGAAGGGACACAUCUCAAAAAUAUUACUGAGUUUUGAACUCAAAUGUCAAAUUGUUCCCAUCAGGAUGACAGUCAGAAUGUAUACAUUUAUUAAUUUUGGCCAGCUUUUUUUUUUUGUUUGAAAAAAAAAAAAAAUCUCAUUUUGACUAAUACUAUCAUGUCAUUGAAUUUUCCAUUGAAAUAAAAUAUAUGCACAAAAAUAUAAAAAAAAACCUGGUAAGACAAAGUAACUAUUUUGCCUCAGUUUCUGCUGAAGUAGAGUAUUGUCCUGUAUUUUCUGCAAGAAGUGGAGUGCCCUCCAUUCCCACAUAGAGCUGCCUAUAGUGUUAUAUUGUCAUUUAAGGGUGACUAGAAUAACAUUAAAAUAUACUUCUCACAUAAUACACAGUGCAGUGAUAGUUGAGUUGUCAACUUGUCUAACUGAAAGUGCUUUGUGGCAGAACUGUGACAAUCUUUGUUUUGUACAACACCUCUCAUAAAAUUUCAUGAUUCUAAUUGGGAGCAGUAGUUGCUUCUGCACUGUGAAUAUUAAAUACAAAAAGAUUUGUGCAUGAGCAAUGCUGUCUGAUAGCUGGAAAGAAAACGAAGCUAAGACUUGUUCCAUGUGUGCACACUUUUUCCAUGUAGCGCUUUUAUGGAUACAUGCAAAAUAAAUGUUAUUUGAGGAAA